Messenger RNA from Coregonus clupeaformis (lake whitefish), 1210 nucleotides. Its product is annotated as apolipoprotein A-I-like. Gene Ontology annotation, molecular function: lipid binding. NCBI's taxonomy places the organism in Eukaryota, Metazoa, Chordata, Actinopteri, Salmoniformes, Salmonidae. Gene Ontology annotation, cellular component: extracellular region. The coding region runs from base 20 to 910 and encodes 296 amino acids. The record is from RefSeq and is a predicted model, not a curated record. Gene Ontology annotation, biological process: lipid transport; lipoprotein metabolic process. The transcript has 4 exons.
UUGUGAGGGGCUGAGGUCCAUGUCCAAGACAGCACACACAUCUGAUCAGGGACCUAUAAAAGCUGCCUGGCCCUAUGCUUCGGCCUCCCUCACUCAAAGAGCAGCAUCCCCAACCCAGCCCUUCACCAUGAAGUUUGUCGCUCUUGCACUGACUCUCUUGUUGGCAGUAGGCUCCCAGGCCUUGCAGAAUGACGCCCCCUCCCAAAUGGAACACAUCAAGGCUGCCACCAUAGAGUACCUCACUCAGUUGAAGGAGACCGCCCAGAAGACCCUGGACCACCUCGAUGGAACUGAAUACGCUGAGUACAAGAUGAAGCUGUCCGAGAGCUUCGACAAGCUGCACGAGUAUGCCCAGACCGCUUCCCAGACUCUGACCCCCUACGGUGAUGCCUUCAGCGCCCAGUUCCUGGAGGCCACCAAGCAGGUGCGUGAGAAGUUGAUGGCUGAUGUUGAGGACCUCCGCACCCAGCUGGAGCCCAAGCGUGAGGAGCUGCAGCAGGUCCUCCAAAAGCAUGUUGAGGUGUACCGCGAGAAGCUGGAGCCCGUCUUCAAGGAGUACGUCUUCAAGAACCGUGAGGAGAUGGACACCCUGAGGACCAAGCUGCAGCAACUGGUCGAUGAGAUGCGCGCCAAGUUUGAGGUCAACGUUGAGGAGACCAAGUCCAAGCUGCUCCUCAUGGUUGAGGUAGUCCGCACCAAGCUGACCAAUAAUCUGGAGGAGCUGAGGAAUCUGGCCACCCCCUAUGCUGAGGAGUACAAGGAUCAGCUUGUGAAGUCCGUCGGUGAGGUGAGGGAGAAGGUGUCCCCACACACUGCUGACCUCCAGAGCAAGCUGGAGCCCUACUUCGAGGACCUGAAGAGCAGGUUCAUGGCCUUCUACGAUACUGUCUCCACAGCCAUGAAGGCAUAAAAACCUCUGAUCCUGGUCAGAUAGGAUUCCCCCUCCCCUCAACUGUGUAACACACACAGCCUCCUCACAACAGCACAUUACAACAACAACUGCCGAGACUCGCACACACUAUCUGGAGAAUGUCUCCACGUAGUGGCCACCUUCACUGUGUGAUUCCAUCCACAUGAACAUGGCCUGUCUCAGUGUCAUGCUUGCAGUUGCUUGGUGAAAGAAAUGUGGUGUACCUGAUAAAAUCUUGCUCUUGGAUCUCUACUCCAGAGAUGACAUCUUGUCAAUUAAAUACAAAAGGUCUCCAAAAUA